UCGUGAGGCACGCCGGCGGGCGGGUGCGGUGUCCGCGCUGUCCGCUCCGCCGGGUGUCAUUGGUCUCCGAGGAGCGGCGCCGAGGACACCGCGGGCGGCCUGGUGUCCGGCACGGCCAUGGCGGGCGCGCUGGUGCGGAAGGCGGCGGACUAUGUCCGGAGCAAGGACUUCCGGGACUACCUCAUGAGUACGCACUUUUGGGGCCCAGUAGCCAACUGGGGUCUUCCCAUUGCCGCCAUCAAUGACAUGAAAAAGUCUCCGGAGAUUAUCAGUGGGCGGAUGACAUUUGCUCUCUGCUGUUACUCCCUGACGUUCAUGAGAUUCGCCUACAAGGUGCAGCCUCGGAACUGGCUCCUGUUCGCCUGCCACGCCACCAACGAGGUGGCCCAGCUCAUCCAGGGGGCGCGGCUGCUCCGGCACGAGAUGUCUAAAAAGGCCUCAGCAUAACAAUGGAAAGUGAAGAACCGGCUUUUUGAAGGGAUGGCAUUGCCAGCUGCUGCUGCCGCCGAGUCACAGAUUCCAUCAUAACGAAUAGUCUUGCUAAGAAAAAUAUGCGGAAUGCUAUUUUUACUAACCAGACUAUUUUUCUAGAAAUAGCAGGGAGUUCCUAAACCUACUCUCUGCUGCCUUACAAGUACUGAAUAUUUUACUUCUCUUCAGAAAGAGUAGCUCAAAUAUGCAAUCAAUUUAAUAAUUCCCAAUGAUGGUUUUAUCUGCAGUAAUAAUAUCUGUUAGAAUUUCCUUAAUGAAAAACUGAAGAGAACAAAAUUUGUAGCCAUCAGCAUUUAAGUGCUCGGAAAUCGUGACCUUUCUUUUCAUGACCGUGAGACAGCUGACGGCUGGCCACUUGCCUAAAACCACAGCGUUUGAGAAGGUAUUUGUACUUCCGUGCGGUGUGUAUAUUGAAAUGCUGUAAAUUAAUGGCAAUAAAUGAUUUAAAUAUUUGUCAAA
Molecule: messenger RNA, 951 nt
Organism: Kogia breviceps (pygmy sperm whale)
Lineage: Eukaryota; Metazoa; Chordata; Mammalia; Artiodactyla; Physeteridae
Gene: MPC1
Product: mitochondrial pyruvate carrier 1
Biological process (GO): pyruvate import into mitochondria
Cellular component (GO): mitochondrial inner membrane
Source: RefSeq, a predicted model, not a curated record